Plodia interpunctella (Indianmeal moth) is the source of this 4440-nucleotide messenger RNA. RefSeq lists its product as uncharacterized. The coding region runs from base 325 to 4296 and encodes 1323 amino acids. Gene Ontology annotation, cellular component: extracellular matrix. Lineage: Eukaryota; Metazoa; Arthropoda; Insecta; Lepidoptera; Pyralidae. The record is from RefSeq and is a predicted model, not a curated record. The transcript has 8 exons. Gene Ontology annotation, molecular function: protein binding.
GUCGGAGCAAGAGUCGCUGCGGACACGCACAUUCCUCAAAACUAUUCUUUAUUUAAACGCAACAUUGUUCGUGAUUCGUUCAAAGAUUUAAACUUUUUAUGUCAGUGUGCAAAGAAACUUUUACCAACACUACCUUUAGCUUUUCAGGAGUUAUGUGAUUUCAGAUUUGUGAAGUGAAAUAUGGAAAUUUUAUGUUUGAAUUUCGACAAGGUGAUUUUUUAUCGUGCUUGAGCGCUUAAGUGGAAGUUUGUGUGAAUUAUUGAAGGAAACACUCAGCUGAAAAGCUUCAGAGAUAUUUAGCAGCCAAUAGAGCAACAGGAUAAAAUGUGGCUGCUUCUACUGCUAUUUAUGGUCCCAGUGCUGGGUCAGCAGUGGGUUCCGUGUUCAGAACUAAACGAUGACCUCCGGUACCCAUGCCGGUGUCGAGUUCAGGUGGACCGGGCCUUGCAGCUGAGGAUCCUGAUGGAUUGCGAUCGUGUCGUGUUUAGUGGAGACUUCCCGACGUUGCCUUAUGGAGCUCCCAUCAUAUCCUUCAGCCAACGGUGGGCUGGACAACAGACCUUACCGACACAGAUAUUCUCAUCGUUCGGCCUUCCACUAAAAGAAGUGGACUUCUCCCACAACAGUCUUCGUCGUUUACCGGACCGACUACUAUCCGGGAUCCGGGGCAACCUGACCCGGCUGGCCUUGGCCGACAACCUGCUCGGGGACAACCUUAACCCGAUCUUCUCCACUGCCGAGCUACACAACCUGCCUGCGUUGGAAGAACUGGACCUGAGUGGAAACAGCAUUCGAGGCAUCGAAGAGGGACUUCUGAUUGGAUGUGAUGUUCUUAAGAUAUUGCGUCUGGAUCGCAAUAAUAUCCACUCGGUGCCGUCGACCUCCCUCAACGGCCCGCAGGCGCUCAGGGUUAUUUCUUUGAGGGAGAAUCGUAUAGUGACGAUACGACAAGCGUCAUUUGUAUCCCAGAAAACUCUGCAAGAAAUAGACCUCCACGGGAACAUGAUAUCUGCAAUCGAAGGGGGGGCUUUUAUAGGCCUAGGGGAACUCCAGUCGCUCGACCUCGGCCGCAAUCGCCUCUCCAAAUUCAAUAGCGAUGUCUUCCAAGGCACUGAAAACCUUGAGAAGUUGGAUUUGUCCGAAAACUUUAUCACGGAUUUUCCAACGGUCGCUCUCAAGUCCUUUGCGGCGCUCAAGCAUUUAAAUCUCUCCAGUAAUAUGAUUACGAACAUUGACAACAGUCACCUGAGUUCCUUAGUGUCGCUGCAAAUGUUGGACCUCAGUAGAAACAACUUGGUGAAACUCUCACCCGGCACGUUUGUCGGACUCACUGAGCUACGUUACUUGGAUAUUGGUGUCAACUCAUUAAGAACUGUUGAAGAUGACGCAUUUGAUGGAUUAACGAGCCUCCAAACUCUUCUCCUCAGAGACAACAACAUUCUUCUCAUCCCCGCGACAGCUCUCUCUCGCCUACCAAAUUUAGUUUCCGUACAUUUAGGAUUCAACAGAGUGACGGCAUUAUCGAGCGAUAUCCUACGAGCCGUAUCCGAUAGAGUUACCUCAUUAGUCCUCUCUAGAAACGUCAUCAGAGAAUUGCCAACAGCGGCUUUUGAACAUUUUAAAAUGUUACAUCAUCUAGACUUGUCAGGAAACUUAUUGAAUUCUAUCGCCGCUGAAGUAUUUACUGGCUUGGAACAAUCUCUUCAAUAUUUAUCAUUAAGCCAAAAUAGAAUAUUAGGUUUCACAGGAGAAAAACUGAAGUUCAUUAACCUCUGGUUCUUAGAUAUAUCAGGCAAUCAAAUAUCGGAAAUUCCUGUAAACGCGUUCGAUUCAAUCCCAAGUUUAUUGUAUUUGAACAUGAGUUACAAUGACCAUAUAAGUACACUACCCCAAAAUCUCUUCCAAAACAAUCAAGGAUUACAGUCUAUCGACUUAAGCCACAUCGGAUUAAAGGCGCUUCCUGUAAAUUUAUUUACAAAAACGCCCAACGUGGAAUACAUUUACUUAUCUCAUAAUAAUUUACAAGAGAUAACCGAAAAUACCUUUAAGAAUUUGAGAAACUUAACCCAUUUAGAUUUGUCUUACAAUAACAUCGUUAAUAUUCGAACGCCGUCCUUUGUUAAUGUGAUGUCGAUUCAAUAUUUAUCUCUGAAAGGUAAUCAGCUCAACGCUUUUAAAGGAGAAUUUUUCAAUACCGGCACUAGUUUAGAAGUUAUAGAUUUAUCUGAUAAUCAGUUGAGCUACUUAUUCCCCUCAUCCUUCAAGAUUCACCCGCGCUUAAAAGAAAUAAUACUCACAAACAACAAGUUCAACUUCUUCCCGUCAGAACUUAUAAGCACUUUACAGUAUCUGGAAUUAGUCGAUUUAUCUGGGAAUGCUCUGAAGAAUGUCGAUGAGCUCGAUUUUGCUCGACUACCGAAACUUAGGACUUUGUUGUUGGCAAGAAAUGAACUUGAAACAAUUAGCGAGAUGGCUUUCCAUAACUCUACUCAGAUACAGCAUUUAGAUUUAUCAAACAACAAAAUCGAUCGGUUGGGUGACAGAUUAUUUGAGGGACUAAUAAGAUUAGAGCUUCUUGAUUUAGGAGGAAAUAUUCUUACUGAACUACCUGAUAACAUAUUUGAUCGAACUAGAUUGCACAUGCUGGAGAAGAUUGUUCUAAGUGAUAAUUUAUUCGAACAUCCGCCUCUAAAGGCGCUUCAAAAACAAUAUUUCUUUGUAUCUUCUGUAGACUUGUCUCACAAUGAAAUUGUCGAUAUACCGGCCGAAAACAAUGUUAUGGUGAACAUAAAAAAGUUAGAUCUUUCAUUUAAUCCUCUUUCUCAAAAAUCUUUAAACAACAUUUUGACUGAGCCGAAAACAGUUAGGGAGCUGAACUUAGCUGGUACUGGAAUGACACACGUGGGACAACUAGAAACACCCUUUUUAUAUAGUCUGAAUUUAUCCUUCAAUAAUAUAACCCAAUUGUCUGAUAAAACAUUCACGAGAACAACUCUUUUAGAAUCGCUAGAUAUUUCUCAUAAUCAGUUUGUUGAUAUUACUAGAUCAAUUGCUAGUUCUUGGCCCAAAUUAAAAAACCUCCAACGACUUAACAUUUCGAGUAAUCCCGUUACUAUGUUAGUUGAAGGUGACUUUGACAGCCUCUCUUCACUUCGUGUCCUUGAUAUGAAAGACUUGGAUAGAUGUACUCGAAUAGAGAAAAAUAUCUUUAGAAGCUUACCUAAUCUUGUUGAACUACGCGCUUACGGGUAUCCAAGGUUGGGAUACUUUGAUGUGCAAGGUACUCUGCAAUAUUUACUUGCCCUAGAAAAACUCGAUGUUGAAUUGAAAGAUCCAAAUAUCGGCGCUGAUCAAUUGCAUUCUACCCUACAUCCUCGUCUCGAAGAAUUAGGAGUGAGAGGUUCUCGAUUGAAAACGGUUUCCUCGGGUGUUUUGGCAGGUUUAAAAGCACCAGCAAUCACGGUGAGAUUCCGUAAUACAUCAAUAACUAGUUUACCUCCAGCACUUCUUUUCCCGUUACCUAGGUCUUCGCAGAUAACUAUAGAUAUAGGAGGAAGUCAGUUGAGCACUUUGCAGCCUCAAUUAUUGGUUGCUCUUGAUGAUCGUCGCGCAGAUUUGUCAAUGUUUGGAUUGGACUCAAAUCCAAUUAGAUGCGAUUGUAAUGCAAGAGCACUGCGAAGGUGGUUGCCUGUAGUUGGCAUUGAUGAUGUACGUUGUGACGCUCCAGAGCAUUUGGCAGGAUUUUUGUUAGUAGAAAUUGGAGAUGACGAACUGUCGUGUGAAACAAAACGAAGAACAACAGCCACAUCUUCCACAUCGAGCAUGGCAACGACGUCGCCUCCGCGUUUGGUGCAUAGGACCUCAGCGGAGCCUGAUAUAAUUUGGUCUGUUGCUCCUUCACAUGAAAGACCAAAAGCUUCGGGCGAACCGAAAGGUGCACCAGUGGUUGGUGUGGCUACUUCAACGAAUGACGACAAUUUGAUUAUAGGUAUAGUAGGCGGUGUAGUGGCAUUUAUAGCUAUAUUGAUCGUGGCAAUAUGUAUUGUUAGGUUAAGGAUGACAUCGACAUCAUAUAGAGGAGGCCCAUUGGCAAGUAGUCCAACGACAGGAGCAACUCCUAUGUGGGGUCCUCCUUGGCCUGGUUAUGCUGCAACGCUUCCUCCAGCGUCCUUGUCAAAUGCAACUUUGCCACAUAAGAUGCAACAGGGACCGGGAUCAGUUCGGUACUUGGCACCGCCACCACCAGCCCCAUAUUUUAUAAGUAUGCCCCCACACGAUGAUAAGAUUUAUCGGUAAGAUUUUUUGCGACAAUAGUAUAGGUAGUAUUACGCCAUUGAUUUGUAAAUAUAAAAGCGCAAGAAUUAUCAUAUCAGUUGUGUUUUGUUUCUAUUAUUGGAAACUUUUCAUUCGUGCAUUGUUCAUAUCGUUGUAGAUAUUUAU